CUUCAGUAGUCUCAGGGCCUCAGUGUGUGUAUGUAUGUAUGUGUCUGAGUGUGUGUGUGUGUGUGUGUGUGUGUAUGUCCCGUUCUCGGAGCCGUCCACAUCUCUUCUCUCUCCCUCUCUCCCGCCCACCGUCCGCUCAAUAAAUUGAAUUUGCCGGGAGAGACGGAGGAAGAUGGCGGCCACUGACCGUUCCCGGUCCGAAGCUGCGAAGCAGCGGCGGCAGGAUCAGCUGCGGCGGUGGCAGGGCUCGGAGACGGACCUGACCGGCGCUGAAAUGCGAAGUCGGGCUCUGAAGUCUGCCAAAGUGCGCUUCGCUCAGGGCGCCGUGUUUAUGGCCGCCUGCUCGGCCGGGGACCGGGAGGAGGUAGCCGAGCUGCUGAGACAGGGAGCGGAUAUCAACCACGCAAACGUGGACGGGCUCACAGCGCUGCACCAGGCUUGCAUUGACGAGAACGCUGAGAUGGUGCAGUUUCUCGUGGAGAGCGGUAGCGAAGUGAACCGAGGGGACAACGAGGGCUGGACACCCCUCCAUGCAGCUGCUUCCUGUGGCUUCAUCCAGAUCACUAAGUACCUGAUAGAGCACGGCGCACAGGUGGGAGCGGUGAACAGCGAGGGGGAACUUCCUUUGGAUGUGGCCACAGAGGAAGCCAUGGAAAGGCUGUUAAAGGCAGAGAUCAAAAAACAGGGUGUGGACAUGGAGCAGGCAAGGCGAGAGGAGGAGAGAGUGAUGAUGCAGGAUGCCAUGGCUUUUUUGGCAGGAAGUGGUUCUCUGGUGCCUCAUCCCAACACUAAGGCCACCCCGCUGCACGUAGCCGCGGCUAAAGGCUACAUCGAAGUGCUCAAGGUGUUACUGAAGUGUAAGCUGGAUGUGGACAGUAGGGACUGUGAUGGUUGGACACCUCUGCAUGCUGCUGCUCACUGGGGGCAGGAGGAAGCAUGCAGUCUCCUCGUGGAUCAUAUGUGUGACAUGAACGCUGUCAAUAAUGUGGGUCAAACCGCUCUUGAUGUUGCCGAUGAGAAUCUAGUGGACAAGUUGGAGGAGCUGCAAAAGAAGCAAAAUGCAAUGCGUACAGAGAAACAGAAGAUUCAGGCGCCAGUUAUUGAAACCAGUCCACCCAUCUCUAUGGCACCAGUCCGUCCUCGCAGGACGUCCAUCUCUCGUAUGAGCAGCAAGGAGAAGAUCACUUUGCACGAGAGAGAGAAGCACCCUCCACCCGCCCUCCAGACCCCACCCACGGAGGAAGAAGAGGAGGAGACAAACACCCAAAGCCGCCCAGGUGCACCGCCCAAAGCCUCCAGCAGCUCCAGCUCAGAGGAGGAGAGCGAAUCGGAGAGCGAUGCUGAAUCAGAAAAGGCAAAAACAAGGGAGUUGAUCAACAACUUGAACAACAAGCGCAACAUUGCUGCUCCUGUAACGACCACGACCACCGCCAGCAGCACAACAAACCAGGUUAAAAAGCCGGAGCCGACACGGCCUGCAGUGAGUGAGGCUCCGGGUUCAUGGAGGACAUCUCUGCGCAAAGCGGGCAGCUCAGUAACUCUGGGAACCUCAGGCGUGUCUGAUGCAGCCACGGAAAACCAACGGGCCACCGAAAACACCUCAAGCAUCGGGAUGUCCCGCUCGGCUUCCAGUCCGAGACUAAGCUCCGACACUGACGCAAAGGAGCCCAGGUUAGCUCGAGUGCAGCCCACUCCGUCCAGACGCCUGUUCAGCGUUGGAGACAGCAACGCCAGUAGCACCUCAGACAACCCCAGCAGCUGGUUGAGCAGGAGCUCCUCAUACACACGAAGGCUAAACAGCCAGUCAGGCAGUGAGCCGGCAGCACAGAACCCCUCUUUACCUCGCAGCUCAUCUUAUGGAAGGAAACUCGAUGACCCUUCAGUGACCUCCGUCACCACACAGGGAACAUUUGGACUCAGUCGCCUCAACAAUAUAGUGGCUCAGAGGUUAGCUCAGGAAGAGUCCGAAAAGAAGGAACCCGUCUCCACGACAACAACUACGACAACAGGCGAGCAGGAGACUAAGCAGAGGCGGAGAUCAUAUCUGACCCCAGUACGUGAUGAAGAGGCUGAAGCUCAGAGGAAAGCUCGCUCCAGACAUGCACGUCAGUCCAGACGCUCUACUCAGGGUGUUACACUUACCGACCUCCAGGAAGCAGAGAAGACAAUAAAGACCGAAAACAAGGGAAAAGAGAGGACUAAGGAGGAAGAGGAAAAAGAAGCGAAGCAGAAGAAGGGAGAGGAAGGGGAGGUGAGUUGGAGGUCUCGUAUUGCUAACCUGCAGAAGUCGGAUCUGCUGGGACUCACUCACCCUCCUGGUGCACCUCGUCCUGCUGACAGGAGAGAUGCUGAGGACAGCUUGGCUGAAAUCGAGGAGCGAGCGAGGGAGAGGAGGAGAGCGAGAGCUCGGAGGAGAGAAAGAACAGGAGAGACUGAAGAUAACGAGCCCAACGCAGAGUACGAGAGCAGCGGUGGGCCGGACCCACAGACAGACAGAUACAUAAGCAGCAGGUCUAAUCCAGCCCUCAAUGACUGUCUCAUGGCAGGGGGAUCAGACGUUAAGGAUUAUAAAAGGUUGUUUGAGAAGUUGUCUAGGGAGAACACUCAGCUACAGGCUCAGCUACAGGACACACUGAGGAGUGUGUCUGUGACUAGAAUGGAGCUGGAGAAAGCAACGCAGAGACAGGAGAGGUUCAGUGACUGCACUGCUCUUCUGGAGUUGGAGAAAAAGGAGAAGGUGGUGUUGGAGAGACGUGCAGCGGAGUUAGAGGAGGAGCUGAAAGUAUUGGGGGAUCUAAAAGCGGAUAACCAGAGGCUGAAGGACGAAAAUGGAGCACUCAUCCGAGUGAUCAGCAAGCUCUCGAAAUAGACAAUGAGAAAGCGCAAGUGAACGAAGGAGAGGGAGAACAGAAAAUAGACAGAGACUCAGAGAGAGACAAUCCACCCCUCUUCCCCCCAUCCUCACAUCCUCACAUCCUAUGCCAAAGAAUUAGCUGUGUGUGAGAAACGGAACGAAAGAAUGAUAGAGCAUGUCACUUUUUUUUAUGUGCACCGUUUAAACAAACUGCAUUUUGACCUGAUCCCUACCUGUCUGACUGAGGGUGUGUGUGUGUGUGUGUGUGUGUGUGUGUGUGUGUGUGUGUGUGUACAUGCGUGCACAGUAAGCUACCCCUCAAUACAUGCACAUUCAGUAUGAACUCUGUUUGCCCCUAUGUUCGGAGACUAGUUGGAAAUGAUAUAUGCACACACUUGGCAGGCUUACACACACACUCACACACACACAGAAGGCAUACACAGCAUUCACAUGAGUGCCACACACAUUCCAAACCUCUCAGGCUCCUUUAGGUCUGCAGUAAUUUUGCACUUUGCAUACACUUCUCACACACACACACACACACGUGCUGAUUUAGUCUCUUCUUAUGUGAGUUGCCAAUUCUAUGACCACUUUGUUACCCAGUACUGGCUGAAAGUACAGCCACACAGCACUACAAUCAAUAAUGAGACCAGUACACUUCACACACACACACACACACACACACACACACACACACACACACACACACGCACGCACACGGUCGGUGACAUCGGUGCAAACCCACUUUACUGUUGUGCACAAGCCUAUCAUGCUAUGCAUUGUGUAUUUUCCUACACAUAUUGAUAUAAAGGUGAAGAAAUAGAAUAUUGUUUUCAUGUGUUUUCGUUUGCAUCAAUUCCUCGCACCUGGUGUUCGGCGACGAGGAUGGUAACUUUGUUUAUUAUAUAAAUGGACAAAUAUUAUUCCCUUAAAAUAAUAAUGCCGUCAAAAGUAAUGUGAUACCCAUGUGUUUUUAAUAUAUAUAAAAUGAAUUUCAGCACUUAAUAAAAGGUUGUGUGUA
Molecule: messenger RNA, 3875 nt
Organism: Pangasianodon hypophthalmus (striped catfish)
Lineage: Eukaryota; Metazoa; Chordata; Actinopteri; Siluriformes; Pangasiidae
Product: protein phosphatase 1 regulatory subunit 12A
Exons: 25
Coding region: 173-2869 (898 amino acids)
Biological process (GO): signal transduction
Cellular component (GO): A band; cytoplasm; Z disc
Molecular function (GO): protein kinase binding; phosphatase regulator activity; enzyme inhibitor activity
Source: RefSeq, a predicted model, not a curated record